AUGCCUCAAUACAAGCCAGAAUCCAAACAGGAAAUGAAGAUCACUAAAGGACUACCUCGGGCAUACGAUUGUUCUCAUUCAAAACAUGGUUGCUGUUGGGAUGGUCGCACUCCUGCAUUUGGACCUGCCGGGAAAGGAUGUCCACGUAUGUAUUAUACGAUUGUUUUUAUGAACUGGAGGUUUUUGAUGUGUAAUAGACCUAUUAGACUAAUAUUUAUCCUCGUCACCAUCGAAUAGACUUAUCUGAAGAAGUUAAUUGUGUGGCAACAAGUUGUUUUUUAUAAUUGCAGAAUGUCGAGAUGUUUACAAGGAUUUCUGUAAAAGAACGAAGAAGCUUUGCGAUUGUCCUAUGGUUGCCGACUACUGUAGGAUAACGUGUAAAUUGUGCAGUAAGUAUCUUAAAUCGGUUCUCCUUCUCCACAAAAACUAGACAAGUAAGUUUGUACACUAUUAAAUCUUCAUUUUAGGUACUGGCAAAAAGAGAAGAGGAACUUGUCAAUCGUCGACGUACAAUUGUUGUUGGGAUGGAAAAACAUCAGCCAAGGGAGCGAAAGGUGAAGGAUGCCCAAGUAAGCAGAUGAUUGACGAGAAUUUGAGAGCUUGUAGCUCAAUGUGUUGUUUAUGAGAAGGUUACGUGGUUCCAUUCCUGUCAGGGUUCAGAAUGUUUUUCUGAGAUCGACGAAUAUUUUACGUAUAAUCAUACUGAUCGAUUAUGUUAUAUAUAAUCCCAAUUAUUGAUGUUAUAUAUGAUUACAAAAAGCAAUGAAAAUAUAUCGAUGAUUCUAUUAGAUAUAAUAAUCGAUUACUCAUAUUAGAUAUAAGACAUAAUCACUAUAUAUGAUAUACAUAUAAUCACAGUUAUUGCGAUGAUUUAACAUAGAAUCAUAAAGUUUGAUUUAAUCACAAAUAUCGAUAAUCAUAAUAUAAUUAACAAAUAUAACAAUUUCGAGUUUUCCCAAUUUCCAAGAGUGUUGAUACUGAACUGUAUAUCAAUACGGAAAAAAUGUUUUAUAUUUUUUUUUAUAAUAUAGCACGAAGAAAUAUAAAGAAAGAAAUUUUCCGCGUGUUGACAUUGAGUUAUAUCAACACGGCUCUUAGCCAAUCAGCGUUCAGAAUUUACAAAUCCUAUAUUAUAAAUAAUGAUCUAAAUACUUUUCAGAAAUAAAGGAUGAUCCGAUUGCCAAGUGUUCAAAGUUUGAAUCAGAAUGCCUGCGAAAUCCCUACUACAUGUGGACAAAAUGUAGAGACACGUGUCUAAAAAAUCUACCUCCGAUCGAGCCGUUCCUUCAAGGACUGGGGCCAGUCAGCGACCUUGGGAUACCUCCAUCUGCAUGCGGGCAACCGUUUCCCGGCAUACCACCUGGGCAGAGUGCUCCCGGAACUUUGUACCCAUACCCGGGUAUGCCUCAUGGGCUGAAUGGCAGCACCAUGGGAAAGAAAACUUCAAGAAAGAACAUUAAAUUAUUAGAAAAAAAGCAUCGAGGAAGUAAUUAUAAAUCUUGA
Molecule: messenger RNA, 1503 nt
Organism: Paramuricea clavata
Lineage: Eukaryota; Metazoa; Cnidaria; Anthozoa; Malacalcyonacea; Plexauridae
Source: the annotation of a GenBank genome assembly